AUGCAUAACAUUGAAUCGGACAGUGAAGAUGAUCUUGCUGGAGGUUGGGAGCAAAAGUCUACUGAAGAUGGAAAUGUAUAUUUUGUUAAUUCAUGCACGAAUAAAGUACAAUGGACACAUCCUACAACAGGACGUAAGAAGGUAAUUCCAAAAGAAUUACCUUUUGGGUGGAUACAAACAUUGGACGACAGUGGCAAAACCUUGUAUGUAAAGCAAGAGACUGGUAGUAAGACGUAUGUAGAUCCAAGACUAGCUUUCGCAACCGAAGAAAAGGCUCAUGUCACUGACUUUCGGCAGCGAUUUGAUUCAUCUACUACUGCAUUCCAGGUUCUACAUGGCAUAGAUUUAUCAGGAAAGUAUGCCCUAAUUACGGGCUGUAAUUCUGGCAUUGGCUAUGAGACGGCUAAAUCACUAGCAAGGCAUGGUUGCAAUAUUCUCAUGGCUAAUCGAAACAUGGAAGCUACUCAGAAUGCAAUAAAAGAUAUUGUGAGAGAUACUAACGCAUCAGAGGAUAAUUUAAAAUCUAUUUACUUAGAUUUGGCAUCUUUGGACAGUGUUAAAAAAUGUGCUUCAUCAGUUAAGACUGUUUUUGCUGACCAUCUUGAUAUACUUAUUUUAAAUGCAGCUGUGUUUGGUCUCCCAUAUACAGAAACAGAAGAUAAACUUGAAACAACAUUCCAAGUUAAUUAUUUGGCUCAUCUAUAUCUAACUCUUCUACUAGAGCCAAUGUUUAAGAAGGGUACUAGAGUUGUGUUUGUAUCUUCAGAAUCUCAUAGAUUCGCUUAUUUGAAAAAUGUGUUUAUUCAACAAAAUAUUGCAAUGACAAAGGAUACAUUUAGCUCUAUGAUGGCCUACAAUAAUUCUAAACUAUAUAUGAUAAUGAUAGCUAAGAUCCUGAGUGAAGAAUGGAAAGACAAAAGAGUUUGUGUUAAUUCUCUGCAUCCAGGAAACUUGGUGUACACAAACCUUUGCAAAUCAUGGUGGCUGUAUAGACUUUUUUUUUCCAUGGUUAGACCAUUUACAAAAUCAUUACAACAAGCAGCGGCAACAACAGUGUAUGUAGCAACAGCAAGUGAAUUAAGUGCGGUAACAGGACUUUAUUUCAAUAAUUGUUUUUACUGUCCUGCGUCAGAGCUUGCCCGAGAUAAGGAUAUAGCCUGGGAAAUUUUCGCCAUCUCUUUAAAAAUGAUUGCCGACCGGAUGGGCACAGAUGCCAUACUAAAAUAUAUUGAUAAAUGUAAAGUGAAGAAUUCUAAUGACAAAACACAAUGA
Molecule: messenger RNA, 1272 nt
Organism: Parnassius mnemosyne (clouded apollo)
Lineage: Eukaryota; Metazoa; Arthropoda; Insecta; Lepidoptera; Papilionidae
Source: the annotation of a GenBank genome assembly